Messenger RNA from Cornus florida, 2239 nucleotides. RefSeq names its product protein PLASTID MOVEMENT IMPAIRED 2. Bases 128 to 2029 code for a protein of 633 amino acids. The transcript has 3 exons. NCBI's taxonomy places the organism in Eukaryota, Viridiplantae, Streptophyta, Magnoliopsida, Cornales, Cornaceae. The record is from RefSeq and is a predicted model, not a curated record.
CCUCUUUAUUUCAAGAGGAGCCUUAUUGAAACUACAGACCACAAGUUCUCUCACCACAACCAAUUCCAACUUACAGAAAAAAAGGACCAAAACCAAAUCCACUUUUCAACAACAUUUUAAGGUUGAAAUGGACAGAGGAAGAGAGAUUGAUAACAGAAGGCGAAUUGGUUCAGUUAAAUCAGCCACUAAUUUGAAUGGAGAAAGAGUUCUUCAAGGCAAUCCUGCAGUGAAGAAACCCCAUAUGGAUUUUUCAGAGAAGCCCACUUCAAGAACCAGAGAGCUUCAUCAGGCAAGGAGGGACAUUGGUCGAUUUAACGAGAGCAGAAGAGUUGCAGAGUCCGAAAAAGCACAAGCAGAAUCCGAGCUCUUUAGCGCAAAGAUGAAAGUGAGAGACCUUACAUUAAGGAUUGAAGAAUCUAGUUCAAAAGCAAAAGCACAGAUUCGAGACUUGGAAAAGCUAAAGAAGCCGAAAAGGGGUGAUGGAGAUUUGGCACUGGCUGUUAGAAAUGUCGAAGAUUAUCAGUAUGCAGAAGUUAUGAGGGAAUUGGAGUAUGUAAAACAGGAACUGAGUAAGCUUAAGCUUGACAUGGCUUCUGUUUUAGAAGAGAAGAAACGGGCAGAGAAAGAAUCCGAAGCCUCAAGUUCAAAAUUGUGGUCUUAUUCGAGUUCAGUGGAAGCACUUAAGAAAGAAAUAGAGGAGGUUAAUGGAGAACAAGUACUCGUUGAAUUGGCUCGAAUUGAGGCUCUUAAAGAAUUGGGAGCCCUUGAAACUCAUAGAAAAGAAGAAGCUAAUCAAUACUCAUCUGCAAUGGAGGAAACCAGAAAGAAAAUAGAUGGCAUCGCCCAAGAGAUUGACCGAGCAAAAGAGCUAGAAACGAAAUUGGAUGUCACAACUUCUGAUGUCAAUGUGUUGCAGCGUGACCUUAAUCUAGUUAAACAGAUGGACAAAAGGGUUGAAAGAAAUGAGGCUAGUUUCGAGGAAUGGGAGGAGAUGAACUCUCCAUCUUUGUUAAAGUCAGUUUCAGAGGAAUUGGAAAAGGCGAAGAAAGAAUUAGCUUCUAUUAGAGAAGAGGGUUUCCAGUUCAUGGCCUCUAUGGAUGUCAUAAGAAGUGAGCUCAAGCACGUCUCAGACGAAACAGCUCGAUUGAAGAAAACAGAAGAAAAGAGAGAUUUGUCUGUUCAGAAUCUGAAUUCGAAGCUCCUCAGGGCGAAAACAAAGUUGGAAGCUGCAUCUGCAGCUGAAGAAAAGGCUACAGAAAUUGUGUCAAAUCUAUCCUUCACUCUUGAUCAAUUGAAAACAGAAGCAGAGGCAGCAAAGAAAGAAAAGGAACUCAUUAGUGAAGAAACUGUAAACGUCAAGACAGAACUUCAGAAAACCGAGUCUGAGAUAGACUUAGCUGAGGAAAGAUUACAAGCUGCCAUGCAAGAUCUCGAAGCUGUUAAAACAUCGGAAACAACAGCACUUGAUAGUCUAAGAACUCUUACCGAGAAUGCAAUGAGAGCCAGAGCUUCUGUUUCGCAGCAUAGUUCCACGAUAACUAUCUCAACUUUUGAAUACGAGUACUUAACAGGAGGUGCAGGCGGGGCUGAGGAAAUUGCAGAUAAGAAGGUUGCAGCGGCUCAGGCGUGGAUUGAAGCUUUAAAGGCCAGUGAGAAGGAGAUACUAAUGAAAACUGAAAUGGCUCAUAGAGAAAUCAGAGAGCUAAAGAUGGAGGAGGAGCAAGUGUCCUACAGAACAGAGAGGUCACUUGCUGCAAAGAGAGUAGUUGAGGGAGAGUUACAAAACUGGAGAGAGGAAUUCGAGAGAAACAUGGAAGCUGAAAACUUUAAACCUAAGGGGAUGAUGCCUAGAAAAUCCAUGUAUAGAGGUAACAAUCCAACGCCAAUAAGACGAACAAGGUCUCGGAUGUCUGCAUCACCUGCAGUUCGGACACCUAGAACACCUUCUUUCAAUGUUAAGAGGAGAAGAAAGGUAAUGCCAACUCUUGCCAAGUUGUUUAGUAACAAGAGUAAUGCAAGGGAUCGUUGACCCAUGUAGCAGCUAUUUUACACUCGCUUAUAAACUCCUAGCAAUUAGGUUACAUUCAAUAAAUUGUAGUGUUACACAAUUUUAACAUUGUAAGUUAACAAUAUUUUAGUCUUUGACUAGGUUUCUCAUGAAAUGCUUGUCUGACUCUGUAUAAGAUAUAUAAAUGCACAAGAGAAGAAUAUUGUGCCGGUGGCUGUUGGUAGCUCAAAA